Dendronephthya gigantea is the source of this 3192-nucleotide messenger RNA. Its product is annotated as probable ATP-dependent DNA helicase HFM1. Gene Ontology annotation, molecular function: nucleic acid binding; ATP binding. The transcript has 34 exons. The coding region runs from base 1 to 3192 and encodes 1063 amino acids. NCBI's taxonomy places the organism in Eukaryota, Metazoa, Cnidaria, Anthozoa, Malacalcyonacea, Nephtheidae. The record is from RefSeq and is a predicted model, not a curated record.
AUGUCAAGACCAAGUUUGUUUGAUGAACCGUUUGCUGCGGACGAAGACCUAUUUUUUCAUAAAUUGUUCUCAGAAGACGAGUUUUCUCAAAAAAGAACACCCAAAACGACUUCUUCAUUCAAACAGUUCAAACAUACUGAUGUCCCCCCUCCUCCAAAUUUCUCGCAACUUCUCUUUUCGCAAGCCACUCAAAAGCCAACCUACGCUAGUCAAAGUAAAACCGUAGCUAAGGUUCAACCACAUGCAACAAAGCAAAGUCCUUCAGCAUCGUGGCGAGUAUUGUCUAGCAAUUUAAGAUCAACAGCAAGAGAACGUUCCCAAAUUCUCACUGGACAACGAGAUACAGUUGAUGAUGCAGUUUUCUCCCAGCAUUUAAGCCCAAUGAAAAGCUACAAUGUCAUUGAAGACGAAAUGGAGUUUGAAGAUGAACAAGAUCCGUUUGAUGAUAAUUACCAUUCAGCUACCAACCUUACUGAUUUUCAAACACCUAGUCAGAUGGUAUUAAACCCUGAACGAUUUAGGACAAUCUUUUCUGCUUUUCCUUACUUCAACUUUGUCCAAUCGAAAGUUCUGGAUGAUGUGCUAUAUACCGAUAAACCAGUAGUUGUGUGCUCACCAACGGGAUCAGGAAAAACUGUUGUCUUCGAAUUAGCUAUUAUCAGACUAAUGAUGAAUUUCCUUGAUCGAGGAAAAAAUUUCAAGAUUGUUUAUAUGGCACCAAUGAAAGCUCUAUGCAGUGAGCGAUAUGAAGACUGGUCGAAGAAAUUUGGAACGGUUGGAAUGAAAUGUAAAGAACUCACUGGAGACAGUGAAAUGGAUGAUUAUUUGGAACUACAAAGUGCUAAUAUUGUUAUGACUACUCCUGAAAAGUGGGACAGCAUGACAAGAAAAUGGAAAGACAACAGAUCUUUAGUUCAGGCUGUGAAGUUAUUUCUCAUUGAUGAGGUUCAUCUACUAAAUGAUGAAUCACGAGGCCCUACAAUGGAGGCUGUCAUAAGCAGAAUGAAAACAGUCAAAACUGCUGAAAGUAGAGCCAGUAAUCAAAAGGAAAUAUUUGGAGCCAAUAUGAGGUUCUUAGCCAUAUCUGCUACGAUUCCCAAUGCCGAGGAUAUAGGAAAAUGGCUUGAAACAGAGAAACAUCCAGCUGCGGCCUAUAGCAUGGACGAUAGUUACCGGCCUGUGAAACUGCAUAAAGUGGUUAUAGGCUACAGUUGCAGUGAAGGCACCUCAAACUUUAGAUUUGAUCUCUCUCUAAACUACAAAUUAAGCAGCAUAAUUCAGAAGUACUCGGAGAACAAACCAACACUAGUAUUUUGUUCCACGAGAAAAGGAACGCAGCAGGCGGCAAGCACUCUUAUAAAGGACCAUCGUUUUGUCAUGAAUUCAGAACAUCGUCAAAGGUUGCAACGCUGUGCCAAUUCCCUUCAUGACUCCAAGUUACGAGAACUUGUCAUGAGUGGUGUGGCUUACCAUCAUGCUGGAUUGGACUCAUCUGAUCGAAAAUCUGUUGAGGCCAUGUUCACAAAUGGAGAAUUGCCCGUUCUAUUCGCUACAAGUACUUUAGCAAUGGGGGUAAAUCUUCCAGCACAUUUAGUGAUCAUUAAAUCAACAAUGCAAUAUGUGAAGGGAGUGUUUGAAGAAUACGCCGAGUCACAGAUCUUGCAGAUGACUGGCAGAGCUGGACGACCUCAGUUUGAUGAUUCUGCCACAGCUGUGAUAAUGACCAAAGAGUGUAAUAAAAUAAAAUACCAAGCAAUAAUCGGGGGAACGCAGAAUAUCGAAAGCAGCUUACACAAGAACUUGAUAGAGCAUUUGAACGCCGAAAUUGUAUUAAAUACGAUCACAGAUGUUUCUAUCGCACUAGAAUGGUUGAAAUCAACAUUUCUCUAUAUCAGAAUACUGAAGAACCCCACUUACUAUGGUAUUCCUGAAGGCCUUGACAUGGAUGUCUUAGAAAAAAAACUACAAGAAAUGUGUGUCGAAAGUUUAAAUACGUUACGAGAUCAUGGGCUGGUUAAUAUGGAUGAAGGAUUUGAUCUCACACCAACAGACACCGGAAAACUCAUGGCUAGGUACUGCAUCGCAUUUGAGUCGAUUAAACUGUUUCUGGCAUUAGAAGGAGACGAGGAUUUAAAUGAUCUGGUUAACGUUGUCUGUCAAUGUAAAGAAUUUGUUGAUCUGAAGCUGAGAACUAAUGAAAAAAGAGUUCUAAACACUUUAAAUAAAGACAAAAACCGAGUAACUAUCAGAUUUCCCAUGAAUGGAAGGAUAAAGACAACGGAACAGAAGAUCAGUUGCUUAUUUCAAGCAACACUUGGAUGUUUACCAAUCAACGAAUUCUCUUUGAAUCAAGACGUUACGAAAAUAUUCCGAUCUGGGCAACGAGUUUCUAAAUGUCUGUAUGAAUUCUGUAUGUUGCAAACUAAUUACAACCUUCUGAUGAACGCGUUGCAGUUAAGCAAAUGUUUCAAAUCAAGGAUAUGGGAAAAUUCGAAAUACGUUUCAAAGCAAAUAGAGAAAGUGGGAUUGACAUUGUCAACGAUGUUAGUCAAUGCUGGUUUAACGACAUUUCAGAAAAUCGAGGAAACAAACCCUCGAAAAAUUGAGCUGAUUCUGAAUCGACAUCCUCCAUUCGGAAAUCAGGUGAAAGAAGCUGUUGCAAGGCUGCCGAAAUACGAGGUGGAUAUUGAGCAGAAGUCUAACUACAGUGUGUCCAGAGCUGAACUGGUGAUAUCAGUGACUAUGGUGAAUUAUAUCAAGCGACAAGACAGCGGCAAAUCAACAGGAUUUCACUAUUGUAUUGUACUUAUCGCCGAUGCCGAUAACCAUAUUGUUCAUAAGCAACGACUCUCGGAUGCUAUAUUUUUCAAUACGGGAACAUGGUCCAAAAAGAUCGAAGUGAAGCGAGCUUAUUCAUCUUCUGAGUUAAUGAUCAACGUUAUAAGUCAGGAUAUAGUUGGGGUUGAUUUACAGAAGAAAUUUACUCCUUACUACACUGGGCCUAACAUUGACCAUAGACAUCCUCCCUUGAUACUGAAAGAAAAACACAACCGGAAAAAGGAAGAAGACACCCAUGUAAUCAUCGCUGCAUCAACAAACACUUGUAUCUUAAUGGCAAAAAGAAAGAAUGAUUUUAUUUACCACGGCCAAACGAAAACAAUGUAUAAUUAUGAAAGUCAAAAAUUUAUUUGA